Molecule: messenger RNA, 1432 nt
Organism: Spirometra erinaceieuropaei
Lineage: Eukaryota; Metazoa; Platyhelminthes; Cestoda; Diphyllobothriidea; Diphyllobothriidae
Source: the annotation of a GenBank genome assembly
AUGUUUUUUAUAUGUGGAUUAAACUGCAGAAGUAAGUUUGAGACUCGCUCUACUUCUUCCGGAUGAUUGUGGCUCCUAUGUAUAGACAGAGAUUUCAUUUGAGACGACAUGAUUAAGAUUACUAAGCAUCAGAGCAUACAGUGGCGUAUUAUUUUAAAGUUAUCUGCAAUUGAAUUUAUUUACUUUUCGUGCCACAUACUGAUGCAAAACUAAUUUGAUUUAACUGUCUUCCGUACCGUCUUCGUUAAAAUCGAUCCAGUUCAUGCGACAUAUCCUCUUCAGUAAUACAGAAGUGCUGUCAAAGUCGAAAUCAUGCUGGUUGUCUGAGAGCUUCCGAAGUGAAUUAUUGAAAUAUUGGCGGAAAGGGUCUCGCAUUUAUCAACGAUUAUCCAGAUAACACACAAUGCGCAAUACACAGAAAUAAAUGACCUUAACGCUAUGAUGACAGUUUCUAUUAUGCGUACGACCAUUCUCAGACGGCCACACACCUAAAGUUGUAAGAAGACUGAAUUCCGGCCAACAUCGCAGACCCCCAAACACCAUGCGUUACGAAACUAGCAUUUGACGACGAUUAGGCUAUUCGUAAUUCCGCUGGCAUUAAUGAGGGCAGAUUAUCGUCUACUAGGGUGUCAGGUCGGGACUCUGAGGUACACGAAGGCCCAUACAUCGUAAUGCAAAAUGAUCGUUUUUGCGAAACUCCCACUGCCCAUUUGAUAAUAGAAGCUAUGAGACGAGUUCCAGGAUGUAGUCGCGACACCUGGGCAAUUAGCCACUCUGUCUAAUAUGAUGGAUUCGAGUGAGAAUCCAAAACGUCGGGCUAAUAAAGCACUUGUUCCAUAGAAACGUUCGUAUAAAAUUGAGACUUAAGGAAACAUCUGAAAUUCGUCUUCCGAUCUUGGCUGCCGGGUAAACGGUCUAUUGAAAAUUCGAAGACCGUACAAAUGCUCAACCCCUGGUACGUCAAAAUUGGACCAAUCACUGCGAACUUGACAUACACUCAUGAAGCAGACGGCAUUAGGCCAUAAUGAAAUAAGCGAGUGAAUUUACUCACUCUUGUUCGGGUUACAGAAUCACUUAAACAAAAUCUCAUCACAUUGUCUUAAUUUUUAUUUAUACAAGCGACGUUUAAAUUAGCUGAAACACAUUUGCUUCCAUUUUAGUUGAUCCCUACUGUGAUUUUAUUUUCCUACAUCCUCUUUACAAUGUGAUUUCAAUGCUCGAAAAUGUGCGCGGCAUACGACGGAGCAUCAGCAUCUUACAUGACGAUGUCUUCAACCUUACCAUCGAUGACUUCCAAUUUUCCCUCAAUUCAUCCUGUUCGCUACUUACUCGCGAGGCAGCGGACGAGAACCCCCAUUAUGCAUGCACCAUUGUCGUUAAUUUGCUGCGCAUCGGAAUUGAUUUCACUGUGAGUAACAAUACUAAUUUCUAA